Messenger RNA from Aspergillus glaucus CBS 516.65, 2374 nucleotides. Its product is annotated as RNA polymerase-associated protein. Gene Ontology annotation, molecular function: DNA binding; RNA polymerase II C-terminal domain phosphoserine binding. NCBI's taxonomy places the organism in Eukaryota, Fungi, Ascomycota, Eurotiomycetes, Eurotiales, Aspergillaceae. The transcript is spliced from 3 exons. Gene Ontology annotation, cellular component: Cdc73/Paf1 complex. Bases 329 to 2131 code for a protein of 600 amino acids. The record is from RefSeq and is a predicted model, not a curated record.
CCCGCCACCCAGCCUCUCUCUCUAUCACGACUAUUCUCAUCGCAAAAGCUGGGUUUCGCGCCCUAUUUUAUCCGGAAAUCUUGUCGACGCGCUUUGAUUCGAGUAUACGCGCCGUCUAGUGUCUUUUUGUCCGAGUUCCGACUGAGGAGGACAGAUUCUCCUUUUCUUUGCCCUGGCUGGUCAGCUGUUCAGGGGUUCGACAAUUCCUUGAAACCGGGAGAUCUCUUUACUGAGCAUCUUGCGGUUACUUGCUCGAACCUGGUGCUCCCUGCAACGCAUACAACAGUCCUGUUGAGAUUACAGACGACUUCGAUUUGAAUUAUCCACCAUGGCCGAUGAUUUUGAUGCCGAGUUGCUCGCGUUGGCGGGUGACGACUCGGACGAGGAGACUUCGCCCCAAGCGAAGCAGAGCGCGGCGUCGCCUGCACCAUCACAAUCUCGCUCUCCGGAACCAGCGAGUCGCAAAGGGACCGCUAAAUCCUCGCGAAAAGGUAGAAAGUCACGGAGGGAUGAGGAGGAUGGAGAGGUGUCUGAUGCAGAAUCCGCCAGCAUGUCAGAAUCAGAUUCUGAAGCUGAGUCGUCGCCGGAUGUCGAUGGUGAGGGUCCGAUAUUCCCGUACGACAAGUUAUACUAUUCUGCGAAGGAUAAGCAGGAGAUUAUGGCCAUGCCGGAAAUUCAGCGAGAAGAGAUCCUUUCCGAACGUGCCCAGCAGGUCGAUCGUCACAACCAGGAUAUCGCGCUGCGUCGUCUUUUAGCAUCCCGGGAGCGUGAAGAGGCUCGACAGGCGAAGAAGAACAAGCGGAAGGCUAGCUCGGCGGGAAUAGAUGAUGUCCAACGCAAGAGCUCUAGGCAAAAGACUACACUCGGUGGUCGAAAGGUUGGAGAAGCUUCUGGUGCUAUUGAGGCCUACAAGCGACAGCGAGAGCAAAAGGGCAAGCGAGACGAACUGCGGCGCCGUGACCCUAGUAAAGAAGUCGGUCGGGCCAAGGAUGAGAGUUCUAGUGAAGACGAUGCUGGGGGAGAGAGCGAAGCCGAGUGGGACGACCGGGAUCGUUCGCCUUCACUACCCAAAGAUGAUCCUCCUGCCGAGUUACGCGAUAUCCAACGUGCUCGUGUAGGACGAAGCAACUUUGCGCAAGUCUGCUUCUACCCUGGAUUCGAUGAUGCCAUUUCUGGUUGCUACGUUCGAGUCAAUGUUGGGCCCAACAGGGAUACUGGCAUCAAUGAGUAUCGUCUCAGCUUGAUAAAGAGAUUUUCCGAAGGAAAGCCCUAUGCUAUGGAAGGUUCUAAUGGGCGGCCUUUUAUCACAAACCAAUAUGCAAUUCUCGUUCAUGGAACGUCAGAACGCGAGUUCCCAUUUGUUGCCUGUUCCGACUCUCCUAUUACCGAUCAUGAAUUCAACCGUUACCGCCAAACGAUGGCAGUCGAAGACUGCAAAAUGGCCACAAAGUCUAUGCUAGCAGAUAAAGUGGGAGACAUUAACCGGUUGCUAAACCACAAAUUUACAAACGAAGAGUUGAACGAGAAACUCCGGAAACAAGGAUCGUUGGACUCGAAGACAUCUGUCUUCAAGCGCAUAGAGACUGAAAAGCAACUCGCCCUUGCUAGGGCUUCUGGUGACGAUGCUGAAGUCGACAAGCUGCAAGCCCAAUUGUCCGAAUUAUCAGGACCGAAAUUGGCAAUCGGCUCGUCGCUCAACAAACCGCAACCCAAGAAACAGUCUGAGCAUGAGCGUCUUGCCGAGCUCAACCUACGGAACCAACGGCUUAAUUACCAGAACGUUAGGCGCGCUCAGUUGGAUGAGAGGAAAGCAACGAAGAAGGCUGCUGCUGCCAUUGCCCGUGGAGAGGCUGCGCAGGAUCCGUUCAUGCGUGUGAGAACAUUGGCCAAGACGCAUCACGAUUCCAAUGGUACUAGCAGUGCACCGCCGCCCAAGCCAGAGGUACCCGUUGACAGCCGCGAUGCUACACCAACAACCGGGCCGGACACUCCUGGCAAAGCUACACCGAAGCGGAGCGAAACACCUACCCAGAAGAAGUCCGUCAAGGGUGGCAUUGCAGGUAUUCGUCACCGUAACAUGGAUGACGAGAACAUUGCUGCUUUGGAUCUCGAUCUGGACAUCGAAAUAUAGUUUUCUUCACGAGAUGAGGAAAACACGGUGUCGAAAUCUUCACCAACCAACGCGGGAAACCUGCUAUGAACCAUCGCCACCCGAGUGUUGGUAUGACAUUUGAUACCCAUAGGGUUCUUCUCUAUACGCCGGUCGAAAUGGCAGCGAAUUACUCGAUUUGUAUAAUCCUGAUGGAGUUUCACGGGUGUAAAUGACACUUUUUUUUUUUUUUGCAUGGUAAUUUUGUAUACGGAGCACUACGUC